Molecule: messenger RNA, 6085 nt
Organism: Penaeus vannamei (Pacific white shrimp)
Lineage: Eukaryota; Metazoa; Arthropoda; Malacostraca; Decapoda; Penaeidae
Source: RefSeq, a predicted model, not a curated record
GCCGUCGUCUGUUUCGCCUCAGUCGUCAGCACCGAGAUGUGACGGAAGGACGGACGCCGCUUCCCUUCCACUGACACGCAUGCACUUCUGCGUUGGAGGAUGUGAUCCCGACGAUCAAAAGCCACGAAGUUAGAAGUGUGAUCGACAGUGUUUAGGAUAUGUCGAUGACCCGCGUUAAUAAUGAUGGAUCCGCCAAAGUGUGAGGGAAAGAGAGAGAUGAGUGGCGGAAGAAAAGGGAACAGCGAUGGGGGUGAUGAUCACGGGUCAAGCGUAGGAGGAGGAGGAGGAGGGAAUAAUAAUAACAAUGACACAGAAGGCGGCAACAAGAGCUCCUCACAGAUGCUUGGACUGCUGGACGAGUUUACAAAGAUUUAUUCGGAUCGUCUGCAACGCGUCGAGCAGGCAGCUUUGAAGACCGACAAUGCAUGCUACCUUCAGAACAAGGUGUGUGUGCUGGAGGCCUGGGUCCGUGACCUGGGUGAACAGAACGCGGUGCUGGUGGCCACGGUCGAGGAGCUGGAGCGGGAGGCCGGGGAGCGAGUGGCCCUGCUAGAGGACCGCCUCACGAAGAUGGCCACCACCACCAGGGAUUCAUGCCUGUCCCUCAGAGAUCAUCAGAUUCAGGUGUCCUCACUGGUAGCAGACAAGAUGGGAUUAGAGAAAGAAGCACAUGACCUUGGGGAAAAAGUGGUGGGACUUGAAAGGAAGACUUUAACCCUCAAGGAGGAGAAUAAUAAUCUACAGAAUGACCUCAACAAUCUUGUGCAGGUGAUUACACGUGCAAGACUUACAGGUCAGUGGGAAGCAGACAACCUUACUUUCUCAUGUGUCACGCCAGAGCAAGUGUUUGGCCCUGUCUUAUCUUCAUCCAGGAGGUCAUCUCAGUCACUGAAGGAGAGCCAACAUGACUACAUACAACACAUGCUGGAAGAGCACCUCAGGAAAGACAGCUCCUCCUUGAGAAGCUCACUUUCAAAUCUUCAGGAUGGAGACAGCAGCAUGUAUGGAGGCAGAGGGUCUGAGAAAGAAUUAGUAAUCAUGAAACUGCGGUCUGACCUGCGGAGCCUGCAGUCGGCCCAAGAUGAAACCAACCAACAGCUUCUUGAGAGAGAUAAACAGAUAGCAGACUUACAGAUGCAACUGACAGAGCUCCACCAUGAACUUGCAUUGUCUCAAGCGGAAGUAAACAGCGUCAACCAUACUUUGCAGGAGGUUCGUCACCGUAGCAGGCAUGAAACUAUUGAGAUUACUCGAAAGGAAGAAGUUGUACGUCAGUUACUAUCAAAGCAGACCAAAAAGGAUUCGGUUAGAGGUUCAUAUACGUCUCUUUGUGAUCUCGAUUCAGUUAUUACAGGAGAUAACAAUGUGGAAUCGCAGCUGAGUGAAAACAUAGAUAUAUUGGCUGGACGCCUGGCUGAGCUGGAGGAAGAGUGUACUCAGGUGCGUGAGGCGCAUAAUUCCCUGAAGGACACGCAUGCCCUCUGUGCCCCAACCAUUUCCAUGCUACAAGAUCAACUCGCCAGGUCACAUCAGAACCAAGUGGAGCUGCGCACAGUACUAACAGCCGAAGUGGCUGAAAGACACGACCAACUGGUGGCCCUCAGAGACAAGCUGAAAGAGGAGGAGCAGAGGCACCAUGAGACAAAGAUGCAGCUCCAACUCAAGACUGAGGUGGUUAAAGAUCUGCGGAAAGAAGUACGAGAGUGUAAGGAGAGGCCUUUAACUAAUAUUGGAAAGAGUGAUAUAAUUCAACUGGAAGCUGCUGUACAAACUUCAGCUAAGGAAAUAAAAGCUGCUGAGACACAGACAGCAGAGGAGGUGAAUCAUAUGGACAAGGGCACAAGAGAGGGACCUUCAGUGAAUGGCUUUUGUUCACAGUCGUCCCAAGUUUCUAAACUGGAGAACGAGUUGGCAGAGAAAAGUGUCCUUCUACGUGAGCUUCAAAGUCACCUGGCAGCAUCGCGUCAGGAGCUCCACCUCAAGGAUGAGACGCUCUCUAAGCUAGAAAAGAAAUUGGAUUCUGUACGUCGAGAAGGCGGACAUAAUGGAGAGAGGAUGCAGUAUCUCACGGGUCAGCUCACGAGUCUCCAGUUGGAAGUUGGGAGAACUCACGGCCAGGCAGAACACCUUCGUAGACAGGUGGAAAAGAAGACAGAACUAAUUCAGAAGAUGGAGGCAGAGAACACAUCACUCUCGCAGCAGUUGAAUGACAAAUCACUAACAUUAGAAAGAUUCCAGUCAGAGGUUCUUAAAAUGUCUACAGAGCUUGAUAAAAAGAAGAAGGAGGUUGGAGAGCAGCGUCUGACCAUCAGCUCACUUCAGGAGGCACUUGUGACCAGCAAGAGGACAUGUGAUGACUUGCGUUCCCGUUUGGACAAUGAUGUGUCAGUGCGCGACGGCGAAGCGGAGCGACUCCAGCGGGACCUGAAGGAGGCGCAGACUCUCCACCACCACACCUUCACGCAGCUGGUCGAGGCAGGUGCCCGAGCAGAGGUCCUGCAGGAGGAAAACCGAGUCCUCAGUCGCCGAGUGACGUCGCUGCUGGAGGAUGUUGACCUGUGGCGAGGGAGAGCCGAGGAAGGAUCGAAGGACCUCAACCAGGCACAGAAAGAGUGCGAGCGCGUGAAGGGAGAGCGUGAUCAGCUUCAGCGCCAGCUUCAGGAAGGCGAUAGACGUCGCCAGGAACUCCUUAGUUCUCUACAGUUGCUUCAGGGUCAGGUGCAGACGUUGGAGGAGGAGGUCACGGUCGCGACGGAGAGCCGGACGGAGGCCGAGCGGCGAGCGUCGGAAACCCAGCGGGACAACCUCGCUCUUCACGAUCGGCUGGCGGCGCAGGAGACAAGCGGCAGCGUUGAGAGACUAGGCCGCCAGCUGGAGGACACGGUGGCGGCCCUCACCAGCGCCCGUCAGGAGGCAGCUGCGAGGGCGGAGCAGGUCAGAAGGAGUCGCCAGGAGGUGGAGCAGCUGAACGAGACCCUCACCUACGAGAAACAGCUGAACGCGUCUUUACAUGACCAGGUGGAAGGGCUGGUGAAGGAGGCAGGGGCCCUUGACGUGAAGGUGGCCGAUCACCAGCAGGAAAUCAGGAGGCUGAACCGGGAGCUGCACCAGAAGGAGAGGCAGAUGGCGUCGUUGCAGACCCAGCUGGACGGCGCGAGGAGCCAGCUGGCGUCGAUGGAGGAGCUGCUCGAGAAGAAGUCCGGGGAAAAUCAGCUUCUGCAGGAGACUCGCGCACAGCUGACCGCGGCCAGGAGGGAGGUUGCCAGGGCGGAGGAGCAGGCGUCGAGCAGCAAGAAGGAACUCCAAGACGCCAGGGAGAAGAUCUCUACCUUGGAACGCCACGCGAGGCAGACGGAGGAGGAGCGCGAGAAGGAGGUGGCGGCGUUGGCGGAGCGUCUGACGUCAGCGCACGAGGACAGCGUGAGGCGCCUCGAGGACACGCUGCUCACCUACACGCGCGUGCAGGCUCAUGAUGAACUGCAGGUGGAGAGUCUGGAGGAGGCGCUGGCGGAGGUGGGAGGACGCCUGGGGCAGUGCGAGGUGCAGCUGCGGGAGAGCGAGAGGGAGCGGGACGGCCUGGCGCGGUCCCUGCAGCACGAGAUCGCCAGGAGGGAGUCGGAGGGCCAGGAGCACCACGCGCAGGUGGCUCGCCUCACGCAGGAGACGGCGCUGCUCAGGGCGCGCCUCGAGAGCGUAAAGGAGGAGACCCUGACGUGGCAGAGGCAGUGCGAGGACCUGGAGGAGCGUCAGGGCCUGGCCACGGACCCCUUGGCCGCCAGGGACCAACUGGCCUCCACCCUCCACCAGAUGGACAACCUCCGGGCGGCCCUGAGUGCGGCGAGGGCGGAGGCGAGGGCGGCGGAGGAGGAGAAGAGCCUGGCGCACGAACAGGUGCUCAGCCUCAUCCGGGAGUGCAACCGCCUCGAGGAAAAGAUCGAGGGCAUGACCAAGCAGAAGAUCAGGCUGGAGGAGGAACAGUCAAGCCUCAAGAAGGAGCUGGAGAUCUCGAGAAGCACCCCCGUUCUGACGAAGGACCCAGAGCAGGAGAAGGAGGAGAGCCUUCUGAAGGAGGAGGUCGCGAUGCUGAAGGAGCAGCUGGAAGCGACGAAGAAGGAGUUGAAAGAAGCGACUGAGGCGGACGGGAGCAACCAGCUGGGGCAGAUGGAGAGCCAGCUGGGCGAACAGCAGCUACGGGCGGAGCUGGCCACGGCGAGGCGCGAGGUCGGGGAGCUGCGGCGCCUUCUGCUGGAGCGAGAGAGCGAGGCGCGACUCAACAUGCUCAAGGUCACCACGCUGCAGAGGACGCUGCAGGACCGACAGCACGAGGUAUCUGGUCUCGAGGAGAAGCUGCAGGAGGCCCACGCGGACGCCCACAAGUACGAGGUGGAGGCCGAGGAGCUGCGGGCGCGGGCGGCGUCGCUGACCACCCAGAUCGCCCACGCCCACGCGACGGGCCGAGACUCCGCCCACCCACGCCCUCAAACACAGGAGGUGGAGGCACUCGAGGAUGAAGUUUCGAGGUUGAAGGGAGAGCUGGCAGCCAAGGUGGAGGAACUGAAGCAGGCUGGAGAAAGGGCCGAAAGGGAGGAGGCCAAGAUGAAGGACCUGCAGCAGGACGUCUGCCGCCUCACUCGGGCCCGCGACGAGGCGCUCAGGAAGAUGGUGUCCCUGGAGGCCUCCCUGGGCGAGAGCGAGGCGGUGGUGGAGGCGGCGCGGGUGGUGGAGCGCGUGUGGGGGUCGCAGCUGCAGGCUAUCGAGGAGGAGGUGUCCCGCCUGGCCUGCGAGAACGACCAGCUGAAGGAGUGCAACGCCGACCUGCACCGCCAGGCCUCGGAGGCGCAGCAGGAGGGCGAGCAGCUGAGGGCGUCGCUGAGGUCGAGGGAGAGCCAGCUGCAGGAGUUGCAGCAGGCGAGGGAUCUGCUGGCUAAUGAUGCGCAGGUGGUGGUGGCGGCGGUGAAGCAAUGGCUGCACGAACAGAAAACGACCAACCUCAAAAUGGCGGGAAAACUCCACCAGACCAACAAACAGGUGCUUCUGCUCAAUACCGAGAAACAAGACCGGGCAAAGUGGGCGGCGUGCUCGUGGGCGGCCUUGCUUCCCCGCGAGUGAUCUCUCCCGUUGUGGGCGUGACAUCACCUCGGCUUCCCUCGGCCACGCCCUCUCACGACAGCGUCUUGGGAUUUGGCAACCACGCCGACUGCAAGCCUGAGGAUGGGCUGAGUACGUGCUCCUCGGGCAGCAGCAGCAGCAGUGGGUGCCAAGUGCCCGGCCCCGACAUCCCCGGCGCCUUCCACCUGGACCGACUGGCCUCGCUCGCCGAUUCUCUUCUGGUUACGUCUAGGAACGUCAGCAGGUCAUCGGGAUUCGAGUCCGGGUCAUAUCACGGCAAGGUCACCUCCGCCACGUCUCUUACUGACCUCGUGACCCUUACGAGUCCGGAGCACACGAGGUCGAGCCUCCAUCACGGCAAGAAGUUCUCGUGCUCCACAGGGAACCUGACGAGCCUCUGCCCCGCGCCCGCCGCCUCCUCGCCCACCUCCAAAUACGCGCCCUACAGGGUGAGUGACAUCAGCUCCCUCCUGGCCUCCCCUGGGUCGAAGGUCAUGAUGGCGGGGCGAGGCGGCGAGGUCAUCCUCGGGACGCCGGUCCGAGAGCGAAGGUCCUCGCACCAGAUGUUCCUCACGGACAGCAUCGAGGAGACCGAAGAGGAGACCUACUCGGUGCAGGACCUCGAUGUGUCGCCCCUCGCGAAGGACUCCCGCGCGACGCCCGCCCGCCAAGCCCCCGAGCCUCCGUGCGGGUCCCAGGCCACCCAGACCUCCAUCCGCGUCUCCGCCUGCACCCAGACCAACGGCGAGUCCGCGCGCGACCAGACCCUGGAAGUCUUCCCAGCGGCGGCGGACCAGGGGGAGUCCUCGGCGUGAGGGCGGUCGGGGAAUCGGGGGGGGGGGGGGGGAUGAAUUCUGUCAAGGCAGAGUUCUGGCUGUGAGAGCGCGCGCACACACACCACACACACACACACACACACACACACACACACACACACACACACACACACACACACACACACACACACACACACACA